Messenger RNA from Nilaparvata lugens (brown planthopper), 20455 nucleotides. RefSeq names its product small G protein signaling modulator 1-like. Bases 280 to 3384 code for a protein of 1034 amino acids. Gene Ontology annotation, biological process: activation of GTPase activity. NCBI's taxonomy places the organism in Eukaryota, Metazoa, Arthropoda, Insecta, Hemiptera, Delphacidae. Gene Ontology annotation, molecular function: GTPase activator activity. The record is from RefSeq and is a predicted model, not a curated record. The transcript has 24 exons.
AGUGAUAAGAAAAUGUCGGCUAGUUGGUUGAUAUCAGUAGAAUUUUAGACAUAAUAUCAUUUUAGUAUAUUUACAUUGAAAACCCUAAAGCUCUUCCAAAUUUUGAGUUUUCGAAACAAUUAACAGAUUCAAAACUCAACUGUGAUGUAGAUUUCAUGAACAAACCGUGCUUAGUAGCUCGUUCAAUUGAUCAUAUGGAUGUAAAUUACAGUUACCAAGUGCUAUAAAUUACUUGUUGUUAUUGUUCAAUAUUUGAAUUUAUUCUAAAAAUCGUUCAAGAUGGAUGUUAACGGAUCAGAUAAAAAUGGCAAAGAAAAGCUCAUCCGGAAUGUUAUCAAGGAGGUUAAACAAAUCAUGGAGGAGGCAGUAACACGUAAAUUCGUACAUGAAGAUAGUAGUACGAUUACUUCUUUGUGUGGUGCUGUAGAAGCUUGCUUAUCUCUAGGAUUGAGAAGGAGAGUGCUCGGCUUAUUUAAAACGAGUUCAACAACUGCUCUACUUCAUAAAGUUGCCAAAGAUUUUGAACCCGCAGCUGUUAUUUCCAAAAAAGUACAAGAAAUCGAAAACUCGGACCCUAACAGGAGGUCCUCUUCGAGUGGUGACAGUGUUAAUCGGCCUUCUACGCAAGGUACCCUAACCAGCAGUGUGAGUGUCACAAAACCACCGUUGCAGAAGAAUUCAUCCAGUGUGGGGCUGAGCGUGCCUCAGCCACCCAAAUAUCUUUGGAUCCGUUUGGCUUUGUUCGAGAAACAUCUGGCUAAGAUAAUAGGAUAUCUUGUUCUGAACUCCAAUAAAUACUAUGACAAAGAUGCUCUCGUAGCUGACCCAGAAUAUGGAUCUAUUCUCAGCUCACUUCUAGAAGGACCUUGCGCUCUGGAUUAUUCUAAAACUAAAACCCAGGAUCAUUUCUGGACUGAUCCUCCAGCUGAUGAAUUAGUACAGAGACAUAGAAUUUCAAGUAGUGCCAUAACUCCACCUUCAUGCCGGAGAUCAGCUCUGAAUGUGAGUUUAAGUACAGAGUGUUCAUUAUGUCGCGCUCAUCAAAAUAAAAAUGUAUGUAAAAAGUCAAGUUAUUAUAUUCAAUGUGUAGGUACCGCAAAAGAUCUCACUGAACCAAUCCCUGGUUAUUUGUCACUCCAUCAAACUUCACAAACUCUCACAAUUAUGUGGACUCCAAAUCAACUCAUGAAUGGCUACUCCGAACCCGAUGGUCAAGAUAAAAGCAUGUACUGGGAGUAUGCAAUGAAUGUUAAUGUCAACGAAAUAGUCUACGUGCACUGUCACCAACAAGGAGAUAGUGGGGGCAUGAUUGUAUUGGUAGGUCAAGACGGAGUACAAAGACCUCCUAUCCACUUCCCCCGAGGUGGACACUUAUUGGCUUUUCUGUCUUGUCUUGAAAACGGCCUACUUCCUCAUGGACAACUGGAUCCCCCUCUUUGGUCUCAAAGAGGAAAAGGUAAGGUACUUCCGAAACUGCGCAGGCGUGGUCGAGGAGUGCAAGCCGUGAAACAGGAAGAACCGAGUGAAGAUGAAUCCACCGAUUAUGUAUUUCAGAUCAUCAGCAAAAUGAAACACCAGGACUACUUAACUGGAUCGGGGCAGGACCUCCUAGAUCCGCACCAUAAUUGGUCGACUAGCAUCAGUGGUCCCCUGCCCUCCCCCCGGAGCCGCACCCAACUGGUCUCGUCUUCUACUGGCUCUACAUCUUCCACUAGGUCUUUGACCAACGGUGAAACCGAUUCUCCACCAGCUCAUCAACAUAAACUCUUUACAGGGGAUUCUCUUCAGUUAUUAUGCGAUUCAAUGAAGCAUCAAAUAAUAUCUAGGGCGUUCUACGGUUGGCUGGCCUACUGUAGACACUUGUCCACUGUGAGGAAGCAUCUGUCUGAGCUGGUGAAUGCGAGCAUCGUGGAUGGUGCAGGCGCUGACGAUGGAUUGACUGAGCAAGUGUGGACUGAACUCACACAGACAGGCCAGCUCACUGAUAGUGACCGAGUGUUCAAGUUGGUCUACUAUGGUGGAGUGAGCCAUCACAUAAGGAAACAGGUUUGGCCUUAUCUGCUUGGCCACUAUGCAUUUGGAAGUGAACCAGAAGAACGUCAGAAAGUCGAUCAUACUACCAGACAAAAUUACGAGACGACCAUGUCAGAAUGGUUAGCAGUCGAGGCGAUUGUCAGACAGCGUGAUAAGGAGAUGAUGGCUGCCAAUCUGGCCAAACUAUCCAGUGAAAGUACUAGUGGAGAUGCACCCCCACCCAUUGUCAUGCAGGACAUCAACAAUGAUGUUUUUGUGAGUCUUGGCUCAGAUGAGGAAGACUUACCUCUGGUGCUUGAUGAAGAGGAAGAUCAAAAAAAUGAAACUAAUGUGCCAAAAUGUCCUCCUAAUUCCCUAGAAAAGAAUUCUGUCUCUGAUAUUGAGAUAAAUUGCUCCCCAGAUUCAGUGGUUUUCAAUGGUGUAAUGGAUGACAUUAUUGAAGGAAAGACUGAAAUCGAUCAAAACAGCCAAAUAGAAAGAGUGCCGACUCCUCUUCUAACGGACGAUGAUAAUGAAGGCAAAGAAGAUGAAGAAAUUUCUAAAAAUCAGUUGAAUCCAGAUUCCGAAAGGAAAGGUUCUGUUAUGACACUGACUGUGAAUGAGGAUGGACAUUUGAAUCAGGCUAAUCAGUCGGCCUGUGUAUCUCCAGUGAGUUCUCAAGGAGGUGUCUAUUCUGGUGAACUCUUGAACCAGUUCGGAUUGAACCUGCAUAGAAUAGAUAAGGAUGUUCAGAGAUGCGAUCGCAACUACUAUUACUUUACACCAGAUAAUUUGGAAAAACUACGAAACAUAAUGUGCACUUAUGUGUGGGAGCAUCUGGACAUUGGAUACAUGCAAGGGAUGUGUGACCUAGUUGCUCCUCUGCUAGUGGUGUUCGAUGAUGAGGGAAAAACCUACUCUUGCUUCUCUAAACUUAUGGAUAGAAUGGGUGCCAAUUUCCCUCAUAACGGUGGAGCUAUGGAUACCCAUUUCGCCAAUAUGCGAUCACUUAUACGUAUUCUUGAUUCUGAAAUGUUCGAAUUAAUGCAUCAAAAUGGCGAUUAUACUCAUUUCUACUUCUGUUAUCGUUGGUUUCUUCUUGACUUUAAAAGAGAACUUAUUUAUGACGAUGUGUUUGUUGUUUGGGAAACAAUCUGGGCUGCUAAACACGUGGCAUCAGCACAUUUCGUCUUGUUUAUUGCUCUUGCAUUGGUUAAGACAUAUCGUGACAUCAUACUCACAAACAGUAUGGAUUUUACUGAUGUUAUUAAAUUCUUCAACGAAAUGGCGGAACGUCACGAUGCCAAAAGUAUCCUGUCUUUAGCCCGCAAUCUGGUUCUUCAAGUUCAACUUCUAAUAGAAAAUAAAUAAAAUAUUGGACUCUAUCAACACACCAUAAUAUAAUUACUCCAUCUGUUGGAUUACUGCACAAGUAUGGCAUCAUUAUAAUCAAUAUUCAUUGGUCAUCUUUAUCGUGAAGUAUCACAUUCAUCAUUACCAAUAUUAAUUGUUGAAAUAAGGCAUGCCUAAAAUUAAAAAAAAAAUUACCUAAAAAAUUUUACUCGUUCAACAAAACUUGUUGACAAUUCAUUUUUACUCGUAUCUUGAGAUAGGCUGUUCAAAUUAAUCGAUUCUCGAUACCGAAAAUUUGAUUCUGGGCUAUUUCGAUCAAACUGGCCUGAAAAUAAGGUUUGUUCAAGUGAUUAAAUUUUUGAUAACCGUACUUAUAACUCAAGUUUUCAUUUUUUUCGAAGACUGUAUACACUACAGACCAGACAUGAUUCAUACCUAGAAUACAUCUUACCAUGUGGACGUUGUCACCAUACUAUUCUAUGCUCAUUUGUAUAAAGUACAAUAGCACCAUGUAGCUAUUAUGACAGCAUUAACAGGUGUUUUCAUGUGAUGAUCAUUUCUCGUCCUAUUAUUUUUUAUAGAGAUCUGAUUUUAUUAUCGUUAUAGAAUUAUCGUUUCUUAUGUUCUAUAUUCAAGUAUACGGUAUCAAGAAUCGAUUAACUUCUAAAUUAUUACGUGAUCACUGAUAAUAGAAAUUGUCGCAUUUACCAUUUUAUAUCUUUGUUAGCUAUUUUAAUCAAUUUUGAACGGGCUUUGAUUUUAAAGUUUGCUCUAUAGCUAGUUAGAUGCUACUAGUUAUCCUAUUGUCAUUCAAUUAUUCUUAUAAGUGGCAAUGUCAUUGGUAUUAAGGAAAUUGGUUUUCUAUGUUGGGGGAUGCUCAACUUUUUAACAUGAGCUAAUGAAGCUUCUUGCAUGAGAUUCAGAAUCUUUACAUAUCUUAUGUAAUAAUAAUAGAGGAGGCUGAACCCAUAUAAUGUGAAGAAGCUCUUAUCUGUCUUCUUAGUAUACAGCACUGACAUAACAAGGCUGUCAUUGCAUUUCAGAAUACACAUUAAUGGCAGCAGCUGAAUUCCAAUACAAUUUUUCAUCUUUCACACAAUCAUGUUAAAUAAUAAUAAUAUAUGAGAUCGCUAACAUUUUUUGGCACAAAUCAAGCGUUACAGUGACAGUGAUUUACUGUAUCGAUUUGACAGUAAAUUUUCUUCAACUGUCAUAGCAUGUGAGGUAUAGGUAGUGAAAAUACAGUUUGUAGCCACUAUAAACUCAAAAUCUUUUUAAUCAUUGUCAAGAUGCUGAAUAGUAACAGCUGCACAGAACACUGUGCAGCUACAGGUGCACUGUAGGUGCUUAGGGGUCAAUUUCAAGUGGCUCACCCUAGACAAGUUCUUGUGUGUUUCUAAAAAACUCACUCAGCUCUAUAAGAAACCUGAAAAAUACUCAUUCAAUGCUGAUAUCAUAAUAAAUUUUCAAUUCCUUAUUGUGUGUGUAUUCCGUGUCUGGGGAAGUCUGUUGUCUAUUCCAUGUAAUGCGUCAGUUGAAAACAGGGUGAUGUUGUUCUUGUUUGGCCUACUUCUAAGACUAUCGUAGAAUUUUAUGGCAUCCUCAUUCGGAAGUUAAGAACGUUGUGUAGCGUAACUCGAAUUUUGAAGAACUAAGAGUUUCGAAGAAAUCGUUGUUACCAGGUUGAGGGAGGAUAUGUCACGGUCACCGUGUUAGAAAGGGUUUACAUUGCAGUUGGAGGACCGAUGGUUGCAGUGCAGCCCAGAAAAGGAAGAAGCAUCUUGCAGUCUAAGAAUAUGUCAUGCUGGCAACAUACCUGUUCGACAGAAACUGUUUAUGUCACGGCAUUCCUUUCCAAGUAUCUUGCUUUAUUAAGGAAAAGUUCCACAUGGUGCCGCCGGAACUGAAAUUCAAGAUUUUCCUCAUUCUCAUUGUGUCGCCAUCAUCAUUCAGGGCUGGUGAGAAUCAUGGAGACGGGUAAGAGUAGGAUGCAAUUACAAUUGAGAAUGUCGAUCAGCUAAAGAUCCCUUCCUUCUUCUAUUUUUUUCGACGUUCACACAUGAACUGUUCAUCAGAUGGGAUCGAUGCGGUAGGUUAGCGACGAUAUUUGUGCAAUGAAGGGUGUUGAUUGUUCAUUUAAUAGAGUUCACUGCAUUUUGUGCCUCAUUACACGAAAAGUCACUGGAACCACUUAUCACCACCCAUAUAUAUAUAUAUAUAUAUAUAUAUAUAUAUAUAUAUAUAUAUAUAUAUAUCAGUGCUAUAUAAAAUUUGAGCUAAAUAUAGCUCUGUCAGCUACAUGUAGCUCUGCUAUAAGUAGUUCUUGCAGCAGCCGCUGCUUUCGCCGCAGCUACUGUGAUAUUUUCAGCACAGAGAAGAGAAAGAAUAUAUUGAAUAAUUUUGUCUCUAUUCCAGUCAAAUUUACUCUACAUCAUUGCACAAUAAUUUAUAAAUCAAAAAGAAAUGCUCGCAAUGCGCAGUUACAUACUGCAGUUGGCACUAAACAGCUGCAAACAGCAAUAAACAGCUGCGGCAGCCUUCCUUCAAGGACAGAGAAACUACAUCUAGCUCUGCUAUAAACAAAAAUUGACAUGUAGCUCAGAUUCUCUUUAAUGUUUACCAAAAAUUUUGGCUAGCUCAUUUUCUGCUAUAUAGCUGAGAAAAUAGGCUUAAAACUGCUAUGUAGCCGGGCUAUAUAAAAGAUCUCCAGUGUCACUUUUUGAACUUGUAGAAGAGCUACAUAUAGCUGUGCUAUACAGUUCUGCUGCAUAGUUUAAACCUAGCUUAAAUGUUGAUAAUUGCACAAGUUGAUUUUAUAUGAGAGUUAAUGACAUUCUUCUCAAUCCCAACUCACUGAGGUUGAACAGCUGUUCUGGCCUUUCAUGACGUUAUGUUGACGGUUUUCUUAAUCAAUCACAUUCUCUUCGAUUUUAUUUUUAUGUACAAAUGAAAUGGUUCUUUGGAUUUCAGUUUUAUCUGUCUGAUAUGGAACCAAUUUACUUUUUUUCUGAAGAAAUUUUUCUGUUCCUCAUCUUGUUGAAACAAAUUGCAAAAUAUCCCAAUAUUAUCAAGUAAUAUUGUGCGAUCAAUAGAACCGAAAGCCUUUGCCAGGUCAACGAACAGCAAAAAAAAAAAUUUUUUCUAUAAUUAUUUAUGCUCAUUCUCAAAUAAUCCCCAAGUCUAUAAAAGCAGUUUGAAGAAUUGCAAUCGUGCCUGAAUCCAAACUGGAAAUAGGAUAUCGGAUAAUAACUUGUUUAUUCUUAAAUAGUGAGUCAGUUGGUUCUUAGCCAAUUUCAAAAUAUCAGGGAAAUUCCCGGAUUGAAGCUGCAAUUUAUAAUAUGAUCAAGUGGAUCAAUAAUAGAAUGUAUGCAAUUAGUGGGAAUUUGAAUUUGGAUUGCCAGUACAUAUGUAUUCGAGGGAACUUGAUACAACCCAUUAUUGCUUGCAUUCCAAAGAACACUUUCAUCUCCUCUGGUUUCAAAGAUGGCUUCAUUUAUUUCCCAUGGCUUUGGAGGAAAUAUUGUGCUGUGAAGUGUGCAGCAAGCUCACUGUAAUGUCCUCUGUAAAAUACCUCUCAAAGUAUCCCAUUGGAGUGAGAAUUUCCUGUGAAGAAAACAAAUCAUUAGGAAACUCCAACCCAGGUUUUUUUUUUCAAAGUAGAAAAAGGGAAGCUAUUAAUUUGAAAAUUAAUAUGACUGAAUCUUUGUCAGCAAUAGGCUACUCACAACAAUAUCCUGUUCAUCAGUCUCAAGUGGCAAAUCAUGGGCAGGGAAUGCUCGUUUCUCCCAUUCCAGCUCUGAAGGUUGGCCUGGCUGCUGAUUGAAACUGUCAUCAUCAUCAUUUGAUUCUGGAUCAGAAGAUUCUUGAAUUGUUGUUGGGACAUAAUCCUCGUCACUUGAUUCUUCCUCUAUUUCGAUGUCAGACCCAUUCUCCAGCUGAUUGAGAAGAGAUGUUAUUCCACUCUCAUCCAGAACUUCAUCUUCUGAAAAAAGGAAUAAUACCAAAUGUUUAUUGUAUGAAUUGAAUAAUAGUUUAAAUAAUAAGAGUAUAUAAUUCAAUGAUGAAGAAUAAAGAGAGCUACAUUCACUGAAUUUCUAUGUGUUUUGAUUUAUGUUUCAUGGGAAUAUUUAGAAAAAAGCUUCAUUAUUUGUGAAAAAUCAUCAAAACACUAUUGAAAAAUUAUGGGAAUAAUAGAAGCUAUUGUAAAAUUUAAAUUUCCACUUCAAUAUAUUAAUUAAACUCGAGAAUAAAAUGAAAUGAAUGCUUGUUUUCCAGAGUAUCACAAGUUUUUAGGUUAUGAGUCACUGAAGUGAUUGACUCCUGACUCUCACAAUUAUUGUGUUGUUAACAUUUAAUUUUCAAAUAUCAUUGUCAAAUAUCAUCCAAUCUCAUUUAAAAUGAUACCAACGUGUUCUUUGAUAUUUUCUAAAUGAGAAUCAAUAGUUUAAUUGAUGAAUAGCUAAACAAUAAAUAGUUUUAAAAUGAAUAUCUUACCUUCCCGUGUUGUCAUGGUGCUACAACCAAACAGCCGUGUGAUCAGCUGUCUUCUACAAGCGUAGAAGACAUGAGAAAAAUUAUAGAGUGACGUCGAUAUGACCAGAAGAACCAGCACAAUGAUGUGAGCCAGGAGUGAAAGAGUAGUUGUUUGUUUUCUCCAUAAGAAAAAUGCUUGAAAAUACCAUCACGAUUGUGAGGGCAAGGAGCGUAAGGGUUAGACGAAUUGUGUACUGCAGGCAGGUUGGACCGCUGAAGCCCGAGUUGUGGAAGAUAGACUUCUACUUGAUCAGCUCUUUCUCCAGCUGGUCCUGUGAGUAGAUGUUCCUUGUGCUCUUUAUGUGCCUGCCAGCAAUCGAUGAUCUGAUAGGUGGUGAUCUGGCCCUGAUAUGUGCGUAUGGCAUGUCAGCAUUUAAAACACACAAUUUUAUACAUACAUUAAUGCUCUACAUUCAAUUGCCUGAGCCAUUCUAUUGCUUCAGUUGUCAGUUUAUGUAAACUCUCAAUCCCUCCAUCAAAUUCAUAGAUUGAACAUUCAUUGAUUAUGUGAGAGGUGGUUUGAGCUUCCUGAAUUUAUAGAUUUAAAAAACUAGUUUCUUGUGAUUCCGAUUUACGAGUGGUUGUUUCAACUCACAAGUAGCAGUAACCACUGUCUAUUUCUAGCCUACCUCCUUUGUAGUAGAAACUAUAAUAUUCUUCCUUCUAUAUGCACAUGUGACUGGAAAAAAAUAAAUGAUGUCUUUUAUGAAUCUCGACUUCUCAAAUUCGAUUUAGUGGAUCUCACUCAUUUUGUACAAGUGAAAAGCCUGCUUUUAUUGCCAAGCUUUUCAGAAGGUUCAUGUCGAGUUUUGGAGUGAACAACAUUCCAAAGUACUUGUAGUGAUCCACUACCUCAAUCUCUUCAUCAUUGAAAUUCCAAUUCUCAGACUGUCUCAAUCUUCCACCAUUCCUAAAAAUCAUGAUCUUUGACUUGCUUAGGUUCACCUGUAGACCCCACAGUUCGCAUUACCUCUAAGCCUUUUAUCAUUUUCUUCAGUGUCCAUUCAUGAGAUGCUACCAGCACAAUAUCGUCUGCAUAUAUGCGAGUAACUUAAUACGUGUCCCUCUGAUGUUUAUACCUCACUCUAGGUAGUCUUCUAUAUCAUUGAUAAAGAGGGAAAAGAGAAGAGGACACAUUGACACAUUUUAAUCCUUCUCAGAUUACACUUCUACACAAAUGCUAAAAAUAUAAACUUUAAUAAUAAAAAAUAUAAAUUAGAAGUCACUUCUAAUUAUAUUCAAAAUGGCCCACUCCCUUCUCUCCAGGCUAAAACCCACAACUCCCUUUGUUGGAUCACCUAUGAUUUCUUGGUUUUUGACCGUAUGCUCUCUCCACUUCUUGGUUCAACUAUCUUCUGUUGAGAAAUUGUCAGCAUUCAGCCUUUGCACAGCCUUAACCAGAAAAGGAAUCUGGACCUGAGACUGAUUCCAGGAGGGUUCCUCAGCACAUAUCACGUUUUUUGCCAUGCUCUUAGUAAGGCUUCAUCCCUUCUAAUUUCAGGUAUGGCGAUGUUGCUUAGUUCUGGUAGCCAAUGUCGCUCAGUAGGUUUCAGAACCCUAGCUAUAUGGCCCUGAUAGUGGCCUCCGAAGAGGACCAUCCGAAAUGUGUUAAUUCCUUUCACAUAUAAAAAAGUAAGAAUCCGAUUCAUUGAAUAAUUAGAAUUAUAAAACAAUAUUUUAAAGUAAUAUUUUAAGUUUUAAAAACUCCCCAUCAACUUAUAUACGAAAAAGGAUAUUUUUCCCUUCCUCUUGGACUUUUUUCUCAACUCUCAAAAUUCAAAAAUAGCUUCUCAGUUCACUAUUGAUAAUAAAAAUAAUGGAAAUCGCAUAUUUGUACAGACAACAACUCUAGUAUAGUGAAUUGAUACAAAAUGAACAAAAACUUUUUUUCAAUCAAAUAACUAUUAUACUAAAUAAUUUUGUCAAAAAUUCACCUUGGGGACCUGGGGUUACUUUGUGACAUGAAAUUUUCUCAUUUAUGAAAAGGAAUGAAAAUAAUGAUGGCACAUUGUUACCCCAAUUAUUUUAUUAAUAGAACAUUAGAAUGCCAUUCUAAGGCAUUUAAAAAAGAUGCCCCCCCAAUCAGAAUUAUUGUCCAUUUUGGGCGCAUGAUUCGCAUUUUUGUUGUGUGUGUGUGUUUGCGGCCACCACCAAUUUGGUAGCAACAGUUGCAUCGCCAUUGGCUGCAGCUGCAACUGCGGCAAGCUCCGGUAAUGUUGCGGUCACUGCUGAUUCGCCUGUAAAGUGGGCGAACUCUCAUAGUUAUUACUAGGUGAGGGAGUUGCGGAAUGGGUCAUGGCACUAUUAUUUUCUAUCAAGAUAAUACAUUUUUAAAUAUAUCCAUUGCCUGAACUAAACUAAAAGUAUACAUAACCUACCUAGGAGUAGGUUAUGUAUAAACAUAAACAGUAAGUUGUGAAUAAACACAAAUUUAUUCUUACUUCUCAACAAAUGUACAUUCCUUAAAAAAUCUUUGAAGCUCGAGACUUGAACCACUAACAAUAACUUGAAUCAUGCAAAAAAAGUAUAUUUUCCCUUUCUCCUAGACUUUGUUCUUAACUCUCAACUAAAAUAGUCUCUUAGUUAUUAAUAAGAAAAUAAUGGGAAUCACACUUUCCUAUAGACAACUAUUCCAGUAUAGUAACCUAAAAUAUUUUUAAAUCAAAAUACAAUUUUGAUUAUAUUAUUCAAUGAAAAACAAAUGUUCAGGUUAGAUCUAAUCGAUCAAUUCUGAAUGAAUAAUAAUAAUGCCUUUAUUGAUUGCAAUAGAAAUACAGGAAAUGCAUGAGAAAUAGAAAACAAUAAAUAAAUAACUUUUCAUAGUCCUUCAUUUUUCACUCUUUAAUCUUUCGCUGGCUUAUAUCUCAGGUCAAUUGUUGACAUUUGGGUAGGUUUGCAAUAUUCAAUAGUUGAACUCCCUGACCAGUGCGUAUCAUUAGCUCCACGCCUGCCUGCAGUAGGCUCCCACAGUUCUCCAAUUCUCGCCAUUCAGGUAGGGCUGCAGUUCGUCCGCUGACAACACUCUCCUCCGGAAGUACCUCCAUCUGAACUCCUUCAGGACAGGACACUCUCCCAAGAAAUGGAUGACAUCUUCUUCUUUUCUCAAAUUGCACAGCGAGCAAAGUCCACUGCCAGCAACGAAUGAGUAGCCGUUGAGGCGAAUCAGCUCAGUUCUCGCCUUAAACAUCCACUUCACCAAUGGGAAGUCGUCCGUCACCUCCAGAUAUUCUCUGAAUUAUUGCAGUCUUGGAAACAACACCAGCCUCUGCGAAUUCAGCACCUGCUCUCGACAUCGGCCCCCCAACUGCUGCUCUACUGUGGCAACGAUGCCAUCAACAUUGACGCUUCCAAUUGUCUCCGGUUCCAAGGAUAUCUGUAGAUUAUCACUGAUGUCUCUCCACUCCCUGACAAGAUAAUGCUGUUUCUCCAUGACCUCUAACAACAAAAUUCGAGGGUAUCUGUUCUCGGGCAUGGCCAAUACUCGCUGUAUAAACUUCACAUGUAGCUUGAGGGUGUAUGUGAACAAACUUGGCAGUCCAGCUUCCAGAGACAGGAUGUAAUUUGUGGCAUUCAUUGGUAAACUGAACACCUUCUUGAUGAAAGUCCUUUGUAAUUUUUCCACCACAUCAUAGAUCCUCGUCCCCCAAAUCUGUGCUCCAUAGCAAAGUAUAGCUCGCGAAACAGAAUGAAAAAUUCUUUUUUUUGCAGCAAAGCCAAUUUUGUCAUUGAGAACAAUCAUGGCACACGAAUUUAGAGCUGUCAGUGCCAAGUACUUGUAGUGAUCCACUACCUUAAUCUCUUCAUCAUUGAAAUUCCAAUUCUCAGACUGUCUCAAUCUUCCUCCAUUCCUGAAAAUCAUGAUCUUUGACUUGCUUAGGUUCACCUGUAGACCCCACAGUUCGCAAUACCUCUAAGCCUUUUAUCAUUUUCUUCAGUGUCCAUUCAUGAGAUGCUACCAGCACAAUAUUGUCUGUUUAAAUAUCUUAAUAAAUUCUUAGCCAUUUGAAGUAACCAUCUUUAUUUACGUAGAUAACAAACUAAACUCUGUAAACAACUUAUUAUUUUAUCAAACAGUUAUCAUGUGAUUAAGUAACAUCACAUGAUAUACAAACAUCUUCCCCUUUUACUUUCUCAAACAUUUCCUUUUUCAACCUUUCCUUUGAUUUCAUCGUCUUCUUAAAAACCUCUCAUUUCUUCUUAAUAUUCUUCCACUAUUGGACUUCACCACAUAGGACCGUGGGGCAUCAGCUUCAUUAAUAAAUGUUGUUUAACCACUCCAGGCUCCCAUAAUUUUGUUCUCCAAUCUUGGAUAUAAAUGGGCUGAUUUUCUUUGAAAUAAGAUACAUGUUUCCGUGACUGCUUAUCGUAUGUUUCUUUCUGUUGAAAUUUAUGGUUCUUCAUUUGCACUGCUAUUUCUUCCCGAGGAAGUUGAUGAAGUUUCAAACUAUCUUGAGGGUAAGGGAACUUUGUUCUUAUCAUUCGACCAAACAUUAACUGAGCAGGAGAAUAAUUGAGACCCGCAACACAACUAUUCCGAUAGUUAAGCAAACUCAAGUUUAAAUCGGUUUUGCUUUCAGCACACUUUCUUAUCAUAGUCUUUGCUAUGUUCACCCCCUUUUCAGCUAAGCCGUUAGACUGAGAAUAACGAGGACUUAUUGUAAUAAUUUUAAAAUCCCACUCCUUUGCGAACUGUAUCAUUUCUUGGGAGCCAAACGGAUUAUUAUCAGCUAUUAUAAUCUGCGGAAUUCCAAACCUGCCAAAUAACUGGGAUAAAAUAGAUUUAACAGCCGAACUUGUCUUACUGUUCAUUUUUGUUAUUUCAAGCCACCUUGAAUAAUAAUCCACAACUAUGAGAUAAGCUAUUCCUUUUACUUCAGCUAUAUCCACUCCAAUUUUUAAAAAUGGAAAAUCGGGUAUUUCAUGAGAAAGCAUUGGACUUCUUACAUUGGACCUUCUAUAUUUUUGGCAAAGCGUGCAGGAUUCAGCCAGAUUUUUUAUGUUUGCUCUUAUUCCUGGCCAAUAAUAAAAUUUUGAGGCAAUGCUGUUCAUUUUUGUUUCUCCUAAGUGCGUUUCAUGGAGCCUAUUCAAGAUAAAAUCUCUCAAAUUCUUGGGUAUAAUAAUUCUUGAAUUAUAAUACAAUAGACCCUUGCUAAAUUGUAUUUCAUUUCUUAUUUUGAAAAAAUACCUUAGUUCUCCUCCAUCAACAAUGUUAUUAAGCCAGCCAUUUUCACAAUAAUCUAUAACUUUCCGAAGAACAUCAUCAUUCUGUGUUUCUGUUACAAAUUCAUUCAAGCGUUUCUCUGAAAAUUCAACUUCGCCAUUCUCAGUAACACAAUGAACCAUAUCCGCCAUGCUCAAAUCAACUUUUUCUUUAGUUCUUACACCGCACCUUGACAAAUAAUCAGCAAUAUACAUGUUUUUCCCAGGUAAGUACUGGAGGCUAAAGCGGUAAGGCAUUAGUUUUAGUCUCAAUCGACGAAUUCUGUUAUUCUGUAUGUUGUUUAAUGGUUUCUUCAUUAUUGAAACUAAUGGCAUAUGAUCAGUAUAUAUAGUCAAUUCAUCAUGACCGUAGAUAUAGGUGUGAAAUUUAUCACAAGCAAAUACAAUAGCAAGGAGUUCCUUCUCGAUUUGGGCAUAUUCACAUUCAGAAGAGUUCAUAGAUCGUGAUGAGAAAUAAAUUGGCUUGUUGUUCUGUAGUAAACAGCAUCCUAAAGCGUCUUGUGAUGCAUCACAUUGGAUUAAAACUGGAAUCUUAUAAUCAAAGGGAGCAAUUACCUUGUCACUUGUAAGAACCUUUUUAAUGUUAUUGAUUGCAUUUACAUGAAUCUCUGUCCAACACCAAGAGACGUCUUUCUUCAAUAAUUCUCUCAAUGGUGACACUAUUUGUGACAUAUUUGGGAUGAACAUUCUCAAAUAGUUGACCAUCCCCAACAGACGUUGUAGUUCAGCUUUAUUUGUUGGGUCGGGGAGAUCAUUAAUAACCUUUAUUUUUCCUGGAUCAGGAAGCAUUCCUGAUUUAUUAAACAGCAUUCCUAAAUACUUCACUUCAGGUACGCAAUAUUGAAAUUUCUUGAAAUUAAAUUUGAUGUUUAAUUUCCUCGCUCGUUCCAAGACCUGUUUCACUGUCUCGUCAUGUUUUUCUUUGCUGUUUGAAGCAAUGCAAAUAUCAUCGAAAUAAACCACUACUACUGGAAUAUCUUCAAAAUACUUUGAAACACAUUUGUGAAACAAUUCUGGUAAAUUACAUAAGCCAAAAGGAGAACGUAAAAAUCUAUAAGUUCCAAAUAUAGUGCUAAAAUUGCAAUAUUUAGCAGAUUGUUCAUCAAGGAGUAUGUGAUAAAAUCCAUCUUUUAUGUCAAGAACGCUGUAGUACUCUUUAUUUGCUAGACGAGGAUGAAUAUCCUGUAUUGUUGGGAUUGUAACUCUUUCUCUUACAAUGUACUUGUUCAAAUGUACAGGGUCUAUGCAAAUUCUUAAGGAUCCAUCAGGUUUCUCUACUAUCACAGCAUUUGAAACCCAUUCAACGGGCUCCUCAACCUUUUCAAUAAUUUUCAUGGUUAACAAAUCAUCAAGUUUUUCUUUAAAUUUGUCCUGAAUCUUCAUUGGUAUACGUCUCGCUGAACUGGCAUGUGGCAUUGCGUCCUUUUUUAAUCGAAUUUUGCACUUGUCGGGGAAACAACCAAGGCCAGUAAACACAUCAGAAUACGUUUCAAAAAAAUACGUUUUGUCCUUCACAUUGUUGUUACUACUUUGCUUCUGAACUUCAUCAAUUCGUUUCACCAGAUUCAACUGAAUACAAGCUUCAAGGCCUAGAAUCGGUUCUGUACUCUCUUUGACCACAACGAAGUUUAUCAAAUCAAAUCUUUUUUCUGAUUCCACUUGAGCAGUGAACUGACCCAGAGGUGAAAUUUUAAAUCCUCCGUAUGCUUCUAAUCGAACACUACUCUUUUUCAACCUACUCAAUAACACACUGUCUUUCACAAUUUCAUAUGGCAAUAUAUUUACUUCUGCUCCUGUAUCUAAUUUGAAGUUUACUGGUUUAUGUUCAAUUAAUAAUGUUUUGAACCAAGCCUUUUCAUUGACAGUGUUAACUAGAUAUACUGAAUCAACAAACUCGUGAGCUUCUUCUAUUGCUGUUGGAUUUUCCACAACAUUAUGUAAUGGUUGAGGUAGCCUUUGCUCACUCACUCUGAAAUUAUUUCUUCUAGCUUUAUUCAGGCACAUUUUGCUAAAAUGAUUCAUCUUACCACAUUUAUUACAGCUUUUACCAGACGCUGGGCAGCUCCUACCUUCUACAUGCUGAAUUCCGCAAUAGCCGCAUACAAUCUUCUGAUAUGAGUUUGUUUUCCUUUUAUCAUACUUGGAAACUGGGUGCACUUCCUUUCGAGACUUUUCUUCAUUUAUUGACUUCUCAUGUUUUUCACCUAUUUCAACGCUGCGACAAUAAUCAAUUAUUUUCUCUAACGAGGUGUUGUCUCGCAACACACGUUGUUGCAUUUAUUUCGACCUUAACCCCAAUGCAAUCAUAGCCUUCAAUAACUUAUUCUCUUGUUCCCCAAAUUCGCAUCUUGUCACUAGCCCAUUCAAAGUUGCAUAGAAUGAAUUAAAUGAUUGACCUUCCUCUUGUUUGCAAGCUAUAAAAUUGUAUACAUUCAUGAUCUCAUUCUUUUUUGGUAAACAAUAGCUCUCUAAUAUUUUUAAUAUUGAUUCUACCGUUUCUGGCUCAUCCACAUCUUGUAACGAUUCAUAUAAAAUCAAAGCUUCAUUGCCUAACAAGUUUUUAAAUCUUGCAACUUGAAUUUGGUUGGAUUUUUUAUUUGUCUCAGUCGCUAUAAAAUAAUUUACGAUAUUUUUCCUGAAUAAUUCGAAAUUUUGUGAAACAUUUUCCCCGUUGCAUAGUAACGGUUCUGGCUUGUUGAAAUCCAUGUUCGUCUUUUAAGAAAAAAUAUAAUAAUACGAUAAUUACCCAAUCUUAUUACUCACUCAAUCCUGUCGUUAUCAUUCUCCUUUUCUGUUCAAUUCCUUGACUGCGCCAUGUUUAAAUAUCUUAAUAAAUUCUUAGCCAUUUGAAGUAACCAUCUUUAUUUACGUAGAUAACAAACUAAACUCAGUAAACAACUUAUUAUUUUAUCAAACAGUUAUCAUGUGAUUAAGUAACAUCACAUGAUAUACAAACAUUGUCUGCAUAUAUGCGAGUAACUUAAUACGUGUCCCUCUGAUGUUUAUACCUCACUCUAGGUAGUCAUCUAUAUCAUUGAUAAAGAGGGAAAAGAGAAGAGGACUCAACAAACAGCCUUGUUUGACCCCAGUACACGUUUCAAAUGCUUCUGACAGCCCCUCUUGACCCCACACCCUUGAACUUGUACCUUCACACAUACUUCUUAGGACAUCAAUGAUUUUCGUUGAUAUCCCCAUUGCAGCCAAUUUAUAGAAGAGAGAGUAUCUAUCAACUCAAUCGAAGGCAGCAGAUAGGUCUACGAAGAAGGCAUAAAGCCUCUGCCUCUUUGAACUGCACUUUACUCUAACAAUGCUAACAAGGUUGAAUAUAUUAUCAACUGUGGAGUAUGUCCUUCGAAACCCCGCCUGAAACUCGCCGAGUACAUUGUUCUGAAUAUUCCAUGCCUCAAUUCGUUGCAAUAGUACACCAGAGAAUAACUUUUCAACAGUAUUUCCAAAUGAUAUGCCUCUGUAGUUUGAAGGUUCAUUUCUGUCAACCUUCUUGAAAAUCGGGAACACUAUUGCACUCCUGAACGAUUCUGGAACGACUCCUGUAUCCAAUAUCCUAUUAAAGACACUGACCAGUCUCUCUUUGAAGCUCGUGGGGGCAUUUUUGUAGAAAUCGUAGGGAAUCCUAUCAUCUCCUGGCGCCUUGUUAUCCGUUGCUUUUAGUAGAACUGUGUUCAGUUCGUGCAGUGUAACUGGAUAAUCUUAUACAUCAACCAAAGUUUUGGGCUCUACAUAACAGAUUUUUCCACAGGAAACGGUUGGGUUUGAGAGAUUUCUGAAGUGCUGCAUCCAGUCAUCAAUAGAAAUUCCUGCGCCUGAGAGAAACUGUGACUUCUUCAGCUUUCUAACCACACUCCAGAACUCCUUGGCAUCUGAGACAUGUCAUUAGAUUUGAGCUCGACCGAAAGCACAUCAUUACAAAUAUCUAAAAUUUUGUUUAUGCACUGUUCAUCACGUUCCCCCUCAGCCUCACUAACACCAAAGAAUACCACGUUAUUCUCUCUUCUCAAGCUCUCAAUUUGAAUAUUUUGUUUCUGUAGCUCCUGCUUCAAUCUUUCAUUCUCCUUGGCAAGCGCAUCAAUUUUCGCAUUUUGCUCUGUGAACAGAGAGCUUAUAUUUAGAGCUGCUAUUUCUUCCUUAAUAACUUGUUUGGUGUUAUUUACUAAUUCAUUUUUGAAUUUCUCCAUCACCUUCUCCAAGGUAUCCAUGUCUGCAUUAGCCACAUAUUUCAGUCAUGAUAUUACAACAAUCAUGAGCACAAUAAUAUCACAAACAUGAAUGACAAAAAUUGCACGUAAGACCAUGGACAGCUACUCAACCAUUUGUGAAAUUGCAUCUACUAUAAAACCACUAGUCAGAAGAAUUGGAUCGAAAUUCUUUAGAGCAAGUUUUCCAAUAGAAUUACUUUCAAUGUGGAUGUGAGUUCAAGUAUAAGUGUCAAUAAUUACAUUUUAGAUAAAAAAUUAACUAUAUAGAUGUAAUGAAAACUGAAUUUCCAACACUCAUCUAGAUUAAUAAUUAAUUAUCUCACUCAUCUAUUAAUGAAUAGGGGAACGUAAGCAUUGGAUGCUAUUUCAAAUCAUUUCAGUAACUUUUCAGUCUAUGAAUGAAAUUCCCAACUUUUUAAACCAAAUUUCACAAAUGCAUCCAAAGAUAAUGAAUGGCAUAUAUCUUAUAUAUGGUUAUCAUGUUUAUUGAAAUCAUCCAUUGAUGACUGAUUAGAUUUCAAAAACUAGUUUCUUGUGAUUCCGAUUCAUGAGUGGUAGUUUCAACUCGCAAGUAGCAGUAACCACUGUCUAUUUCUAGCCUACCUCCUUUGUAGUAGAAACUAUAAUUCUUCCUUCUACUCCUACUGAAGGAGAUUACUUUUGUCUUUGAACCACUAUAAAGGUUGCAUAUAUGCACAUGUGACUUGAAAAAAAUAAAUGUUGUCUUUUAUGAAUCUCGACUUCUCAAAUUCGAUUUAGUGGAUCUCACUCAUUUUGUACAAGCCUGCUUUUAUUGCCAAGCUUUUCAGAAGUUUCAUGUCGAAAUUCUUCGGAGUAUUUUCAAUGAAAUCACAGAGCAAAACAUACGUCAAUUGAAUAAACUUUUCCAUUAGCAUCUUGGAACAAGCAAAUCUUGAAAAAGACCUCGUUCGUUUUGUGGAGUCUCUUUGGCAUGACGCCAGUCAAUCGACAUCUGAAUGCCAGCAGAGGCUCGAUCUUCAAAUCAUAAGUAGUAUCAGGGUCAUCUUUUGAAGGCAGAACUGUCCAUACUUACAUCUUUUUCAGAGGUAUCCAAUUCAAAUUUAAAUUGAUAUACAAUAAAACUCACUCACUUUUAAGAAGGAGAAACUAAUACUGAAGUGAUCCACAUCUAUUCAGUAACUUGAAUAAGAUUCAAGCCUUUACGUAUUCCACACUCUCCAUCUGUAUAAUAUGUAGUUGUUUGCCAUUUUAUGAAGCAAAGUAAGAAAUAUAAAAAUUCUGAGGUAUUGUAUUCAAGUUACUCUUCGAUUCUUUUUUAUGUACAAAUAAAAUGGUUCUUUGGAUUUCAGUUUUAUCUGUCUGAUAUGGAACCAAUUCACUUUUUUUCUGAAGAAAUUUUUCUGUUCCUCAUCUUGUUGGAACAAAUUGCAAAAUAUCCCAAUAUUAUCAAGUAAUAUUGUGCGAUCAAUAGAACCGAAAGCCUUUGCCAGGUCAACGAACAGCAAAAAAAAUAUUUUUUCUAUAAUUAUUUAUGCUCAUUCUCAAAUAAUCCCCAAGUCUAUAAAAGCAGUUUGAAGAAUUGCAAUCGUGCCUGAAUCCAAACUGGAAAUUGGAUAUCGAAUAAUAACUUGUUUAUUCUUAAAUAGUGAGUCAGUUGGUUCUUAGCCAAUUUCAAAAUAUCAGGGAAAUUCCCGGAUUGAAGCUGCAAUUUAUAAUAUGAUCAAGUGGAUCAAUAAUAGAAUGUAUGCAAUUAGUGGGAAUUUGAAUUUUGAUUGCCAGUACAUAUGUAUUCGAGGGAACUUGAUACAACCCAUUAUUGCUUGCAUUCCAAAGAACACUUUCAUCUCCUCUGUGGUUUUAAAGAUGGCUUCAUUUCUUUCCCAUGGCUUUGGAGGAAAAUAUUGUGCUGUGAAGUGUGCAGCAAGCUCAUAUAUGUCCUCUGUAAAAUACCUCUCAAAGUAUCCCAUUGGAGUGAGAAUUUCCUGUGAAGAAAACAAAUCAUUAGGAAACUCCAACCCAGGUUUUUUUUCAAAGUAGAAAAAGGGAAGUUAUUAAUUUGAAAAUUAAUAUGACUGAAUCUUUGUCAGCAAUAGGCUACUCACAAUAAUAUCCUGUUCAUCAGUCUCAAGUGGCAAAUCAUGGGCAGGGAAUGCUCGUUUCUCCCAUUCCAGCUCUGAAGGUUGGCCUGGCUGCUGAUUGAAACUGUCAUCAUCAUCAUUUGAUUCUGGAUCAGAAGAUUCUUGAAUUGUUGUUGGGACAUAAUCCUCGUCACUUGAUUCUUCCUCUAUUUCGAUGUCAGACCCAUUCUCCAGCUGAUUGAGAAGAGAUGUUAUUCCACUCUCAUCCAGAACUUCAUCUUCUGAAAAAAGGAAUAAUACCAAAUGUUUAUUGUAUGAAUUGAAUAAUAGUUUAAAUAAUAAGAGUAUAUAAUUCAAUGAUGAAGAAUAAACAGAGCCACAUUCACUGAAUUUCUAUGUGUUUUGAUUUAUGUUUCAUGGGAAUAUUUAGAAAAAAGCUUCAUUAUUUGUGAAAAAUCAUCAAAACACUAUUGAAAAAUUAUGGGAAUAAUAGAAGCUAUUGUAAAAUUUAAAUUUCCACUUCAAUAUAUUAAUUAAACUCGAGAAUAAAAUGAAAUGAAUGCUUGUUUUCCAGAGUAUCACAAGUUUUUAGGUUAUGAGUCACUGAAGUGAUUGACUCCUGACUCUCACAAUUAUUGUGUUGUUAACAUUUAAUUUUCAAAUAUCAUUGUCAAAUAUCAUCCAAUCUCAUUUAAAAUGAUACCAACGUGUUCUUUGAUAUUUUCUAAAUGAGAAUCAAUAGUUUAAUUGAUGAAUAGCUAAACAAUAAAUAGUUUUAAAAUGAAUAUCUUACCUUCCCGUGUUGUCAUGGUGCUACAACCAAACAGCCGUGUGAUCAGCUGUCUUCUACAAGCGUAGAAGACAUGAGAAAAAUUAUAGAGUGACGUCGAUAUGACCAGAAGAACCAGCACAAUGAUGUGAGCCAGGAGUGAAAGAGUAGUUGUUUGUUUUCUCCAUAAGAAAAAUGCUUGAAAAUACCAUCACGAUUGUGAGGGCAAGGAGCGUAAGGGUUAGACGAAUUGUGUACUGCAGGCAGGUUGGACCGCUGAAGCCCGAGUUGUG